AUGACUUUGCAGAAGCUUUUGCCUCUCGUCAUUCCUUCUGUUCUGGGCAAAGGGGCACCGUUUAGCAUGAUGACAUUUCCCAUGGACGCUUACAGGCAACUCAGGAACACACUUGAAGAAUUGAACGACGAUACGGCCAGCGAGAUCCAACCGCAAAAGACACCUUGGGCAUCUCAUUGGCUCUUCGUUGACAAACCAACCGUCGCCACUACUCUGGAUCUCACCAGGCUACUUCGACCCUCACAAAAAUGUGAUUCCGAUCAAUCAGCUAUACCCGACCUAUUUAAAGGCGAAUUAAACGAUGGGAAACCGAAUUGCGAACGAAAACGGACCUAUCUUCCCAUUUUCCUCUGUAUCGAUUGGUCGACCAAGAGAAAGCCGACGAUGUCAGAAAGCACAAUCCCUCCUGACAUCGCAAAAAGUGCGGGGCCACUGCUACUUGGCUAUAUGUUCAACUGGGGACUAUUUGGCGCCCUUUCGGUCCAGGUUUACAUGUAUUACAUGUCAUUUCCUAAAGACAGGCUUUACAUGAAAUGCCUCGUAUACGGGUUGUACCUAUUAGAAGUGGCACAGACGGGGAUUGUUACCCAUGAUGCUUUUGAUGGGUACGCAAAGGGAUUUGGGAACCUCAAAGCUCUUCACAGUAUACACCUCGAAUGGCUAUGCGUACCAAUUUUCAGCGGGAUUGUCAGCGGCACAGUUCAGAUCUUUUUUGCCUACCGCAUCUAUUAUCUUUCCCGCUCCAAAGCAAUAGGUAUUGCUAUUUGUGUAAUAGCGCUUACUGAAGCCACCGCCGCGAUCAUUGGGGGAGUGCAAGCAGCCACUGUUGAUUUACAAAGACUGCAGAGUGCAGCUUUUGCUAGCACUACGAUCUGGCUUGCAGGAAGUGCGGUUUGCGAUAUCAUCAUUGCUGGUUGUAUGAGCUACUUUUUGUCGAAAAAGGAUACGGCAUUUAAGGCUACUCGGACCGUCAUCAACAAGCUCAUCCGACUCACCAUCGAAACUGGCACGCUGACUGCCACGGUCGCGACAAUUGAUAUUGUUCUUUUCCUUGCAUUUCGGCACAACAACUACCAUACCGCACCUGCCACUAUUUUGGCGAAGCUAUAUUCUAAUACGCUUCUCAUGAUAUGCAACAGUCGUAUGCGAAUCGUUGGGGGUCGUGAUCCCACGCAUUCGACAUCAGAGCUUAUGGACAUGCCUUUGGAUGCGACAUCAGGGAUCGAAUUCAACAAGUUUACGAGAUCCGUUGACUUGAUUCCUCCCACACAACGACCGAAACCAUUCACAAUACACACUGAUACUUGGGCAGAGAACGAUGAUACUGAUCAGCGGCAUAAGGCUAGUUCUUCAUAUCUGGCAGAGGUCACUCCCGAUGGCAGAGACACAAAGGUGAAUCUUCAAAGUGCACUUGGCAGCAGCAGUCACGAUACAGAAAAUGCUUAA
Psilocybe cubensis is the source of this 1446-nucleotide messenger RNA. RefSeq lists its product as uncharacterized. The coding region runs from base 1 to 1446 and encodes 481 amino acids. The transcript is spliced from 13 exons. Lineage: Eukaryota; Fungi; Basidiomycota; Agaricomycetes; Agaricales; Agrocybaceae. The record is from RefSeq and is a predicted model, not a curated record.